AGCCGAAGAUCAUAUAAAAGCCAUGGGAAGUCAUCGAAUCCGUAGCACACAUCUUUUGUUGAGCACAGCCUAAACACUCGAAAUCAUGAAAUUCCUUAUCAUUGCCGUUGCCUUCUUGGCCUGCGCCUUCGCCGAUGUGUCCGAGCUGGGAGGCUACGAUUACCAGCAGCCUGCUCCUGCCCCCGUUGAGACCUACAUCCCUCCGGCACCCCCAGCACCGGCUCCCGUUGAGACCUACAUCCCUCCUGCACCCCCGGCACCCGAGUACAUCCCCCCUGCCCCUGUCCAGGCCGAGGAGCCCAUCCUCGAGGAGAUUGAGCAGCCCGCCCAGGACGGCUACCGCUACAAGACCGUUCGCCGUCGCGUCUUCCGCCACCGCAACUAAGCCAAAGGCUCAUUGUUAUUGUUUGUUUUGUUGAAAUGAGAGCAGCCUCCAAAAAAAAAGACUAAAAUUUAAAGAUACUCCAUCAGA
Messenger RNA from Drosophila ananassae, 472 nucleotides. RefSeq names its product lysine-rich arabinogalactan protein 19. Lineage: Eukaryota; Metazoa; Arthropoda; Insecta; Diptera; Drosophilidae. The coding region runs from base 86 to 385 and encodes 99 amino acids. The transcript has 2 exons. The record is from RefSeq and is a predicted model, not a curated record.